GCUGGAACACGUUGAAUUACAGCGGCCAGGAUGUUCCCGCAGCUGCAGACUUGUUCCCGGCUGAAAGCAGCACGAUGAUGAUGAUGAUGAUGAUGAUGAUGAUGAUGAUGCAUAUCGCACUUACUGAAUUAAUCCAAUGUGCAGAACUGGACUUGUUCAUGUGUUUCCAGGGUCGCGAAAAUAGACUUGAAUGGGGAAUGUUUGGACGGUGACUGCGGUAAAUGUCUGAAAUGCAGAAUCACUGACCGGGCCUCACAUCUGCAGAAGGAAUUUCAUGAGCAUUGAGUGUGGCGACAGAGACGUGUAACGAGUGUUUAGGACUGGCUGGGCUUUUGACAGGGCUUUUGGUGAUUUGGAGGGGAAAUAUUAACAGUGGGAAGGACUGACUCCAUGGCUCAGGAAAAGAAGAAAGGAGGGGUCCUUCCUCCAGACGGAGGGUGGGGAUGGAUGAUUGUGGCUGGCUGCUUUGUGGUCACUGUUUGCACUCGAGCUGUCACAAGAUGCAUCUCCAUAUUUUUCAUUGAAUUUCAAAUGAACUUUGGUAAAGAUUACUCUGGGACAGCAUGGAUUCAUUCGUUAGUGGACUGCACAACCAUGCUUUGUGCUCCACUUGGAAGCCUGAUUGGGAAUCGGUUGUCAUGUCGUAUAGCUGUAAUACUAGGAGGAUUCCUGGCCUCCAUUGGACUUGUUCUCAGCUCCUUUGCCACCAGUCUGGAAUAUCUUUACCUUUCCCUGGGAGUGUUAACUGGGCUUGGCUUCGCUCUUUGUUAUACUCCAGCUAUCACCAUGGUCGGGGUGUAUUUCUGUGAGAGGAAGGCUUUGGCCUAUGGCAUUGCCAUGUCUGGCAGUGGUAUUGGGACCUUCAUCCUAGCACCGGUAGUGCAGCUGCUAAUCGAGCACUACUCAUGGCGGGGGGCCCUCCUCAUUCUGGGUGGUUUCGUGUCUAACCUGUGUGUAUGUGGAGCUCUGUUACGACCCAUCAUUCUAAAGGAAGAGGAGGCCUGCCCACUUCCAGUGGACUCUGAGUGUGGGUAUGAAGUUAAACUGCCAGUGGUGAGCGGUAUCCAUACGGGGAAGACUGCAAGUGAUAAAUUAAAAGUGGAUACUAAACAACGCUGCCUUCAGUCCAUGCAGGAAUAUCGCUUCCUGCUUAUGCCUGAUUUCCUGGUGCUGGCUUGCUCCUUCUUGCUCUUGGCUAGUGGCUGCAGCCUGCCAUUUGUGUAUCUAGUACCGUACGCACUGGAUGUUGGUGUCAGUCAUCAUCAUGCUGCCUUCCUAAUGUCCAUAUUAGGAGUCAUUGACAUCAUUGGGAACAUUACAUUUGGCUGGCUUACUGACAGGAGAUAUCUGAAGAAGUAUAGGAAUAUAUGCUACAUGUUUGCAGUGGGAAUGGAGGGCCUAUGUUGUCUGUUUAUCCCACUCUUACACACAUUUGUCUUGCUGGUCCCAUUUUCUGUGCUCUACGGGUACUUUGAUGGAGCAUAUGUUGCCCUUAUUCCUGUGGUGACAUCAGAUGUUGUAGGGACAACUUACCUUUCUUCAGCUCUCGGGAUUGUGUACUUCCUUCAUGCUGUUCCCUAUCUGGUCAGCCCACCCAUUGGAGGUUGGUUGGUAGACACCACAGGGACUUACACAGCGACAUUCUUACUGAGCAGCUUCGCCAUGAUCUCCAGCUCUCUGCUGCUGUUCUCAGUCGCUAUCAUUCGCCACUGCCAGAGAAAACGCAAGAACAGCCUGAGCAAAGACCCAAAAUUGGAGCCAUGUGAAGGCAAACAAGUGGACUAUUAUACUCCAAAAAAUAAAGACUUGAUGAUAAUUAUCCCAGCCUCUUCAUAGCAUUGGGAUAGUCAUUUGUAUUGUUUCAUAUGUCUAUUUUUUUAAUCAAUUGUAAAAAAAAAUGUUAGCAACAUAUAUAGUGUUAGCAAUAUUGUUUAAUUAACUGCAAAAAAUAAUUUGAGUGUAAAAUGUGCCUUUUUACUGUCUUGCUGUUAAAAUCAUUUCAUUCUUAUCUAGAAUGGCAAGCAUUAAAAAGGAGAGGCUACAAGCUGGUGCACAGUGCAACAAGAUUUACAUUUUAAGAAUUUUCUCCUUGUUUCUCAUACCUCAUGUGUCAGCAAGGAGUGUGUUUUCUUUUUGUAAAUUUGUCUGUUUUCCUAUGGACCACAGAAUUACAGAAUUUAUUGUCAUUUUAACUCAAAAUAUAACCUAAUCCAACUUGAGCUUAAGUCAGAAGAGGGCAGUGUUGAUCCCUAGACUUCUGAGCAGCCUGGGUUGGUAUCAGUGAUGAAAGGGAAGCAAAUCCACCCCUGCUCUGCAAAUGGGUUGAUGUAUUAAAUUGCUCAAAAACAAUAUGACCAUAUAUAUGUAAAAGCAUCUUAUGUCCAUGAGUAGUACCAGUACCAAUUAAAAAAACAUUGUGAAAGCAAAAAACUUUUAG
This is a messenger RNA of Xyrauchen texanus (razorback sucker), 2437 nucleotides long. RefSeq names its product monocarboxylate transporter 12-B-like. The transcript is spliced from 7 exons. The record is from RefSeq and is a predicted model, not a curated record. Lineage: Eukaryota; Metazoa; Chordata; Actinopteri; Cypriniformes; Catostomidae. The coding region runs from base 391 to 1836 and encodes 481 amino acids. Gene Ontology annotation, molecular function: monocarboxylic acid transmembrane transporter activity. Gene Ontology annotation, biological process: monocarboxylic acid transport; transmembrane transport.